Babjeviella inositovora NRRL Y-12698 is the source of this 1392-nucleotide messenger RNA. RefSeq lists its product as uncharacterized. The record is from RefSeq and is a predicted model, not a curated record. The transcript has 2 exons. Lineage: Eukaryota; Fungi; Ascomycota; Pichiomycetes; Serinales. Gene Ontology annotation, biological process: GPI anchor biosynthetic process. Bases 1 to 1392 code for a protein of 463 amino acids. Gene Ontology annotation, cellular component: endoplasmic reticulum.
AUGGGUGCCUUGAGAACAUUUGCAAAGUAUCUUGCACUUACUAGUGUGGCUUUGAACAUUUACAUCUACACAUAUCCGUCGCUCCACGCGCAGCAGUGCCUGUGGGCGUUUGAGCCGGAGCUCGCAGGCGACGGCUUGGGCAGCAAAAUCGCGGAGAUUCCGUACCUCGGGGACUUGUACAGACAGUACGUGGCAUCUGAGGUGGCUUCAGCGCCGAAACGGGUGCCUGAAAUCAAGAUGAUGGCGUUUGGGGACCCUCAAAUCGGCGGGGUAUGGCCCCAGACCCCUUACAUCAAGCGCUUGGACACCUACGGCAAUGACCAUUAUUUGGGCCAUAUUUAUCGUGUCAUGAAGGCCAGGUUGACCCCUACCCAUGUGGCAGUUUUGGGUGACCUCUUCUCUUCCCAAUGGAUCGGCGACACCGAGUUCUACAACCGCACGAGGCGGUAUAUCUCGCGCUUGUUUCCGCAGCCAGCGGAGUACGUGACCGAUAUUCAGCACUGGAUCGACCAGCAUCAUGAUGUGGAUUGGAGAACAUACUUGGAUGAGAAGGUAGCCAUUCCACUUGCUGAGUUGGAGUUUGGCUACGAAGACAUCUACCAGUGGACAGUACCGGAGCUCAAGGCGUUCAACGGCGAGCCGCUUUUCAUAAACUUGACCGGAAACCAUGAUAUCGGUUAUGCCGGUGAUGCCACAUGGCAACACAUGGCGAGAUACGUCAAGUUGUUCGGCAAAGACAACUACUGGAUCGAGUACGACCGUGAGACCGACCACCCUUGGCGAAUCGUGGUGUUGAACGACUUGCUCUUGGAAGGCCCGGCAUUACAGGAGGAGUUCCGCACGUACACGUGGGAGUUUUUGCGCCAGUUAGGCGAACAGAAGUUCAAUGGGUCCACGGUGCUCCUUACCCACAUUCCAUUCCACAAGCGCGAAGGCUUGUGUGUGGACGGCCCGAAGCAUGUAAACUAUCCGCAUGACUACGAGCGCGAACCGUACAAGCAGUCGUUAUUGAGAUCGCAGAACUUUAUCGGGUUUGAGGAGUCACAGAAGGUGCUCAAUACGAUCUUUGAUAACGGGAAGCCGGGUAUCAUCCUCACGGGUCAUGACCACGAGGGGUGCGAGAAUUGGUUCAACAAGUUGGACAAUGGCACCUGGGAGGCCAGCAAGGAGAAACUUGGUGGUCAGAGCGUGCACGAGAUCACUGUUAGGGCGAUGAUGGGAGAUUUCGGCGGCAAUACUGGCUUGAUGACCGGUCGCUUCGACGAGAGCACCCAGGAGUGGCAGUACGAGUUUUCUUUGUGUCCGUUUAUUGUGCAGCACGUGUGGUGGGGUACCAAGGUGUUUUCCUCCGAUUCAGAUUCACGCAACCAACACGAGAGAAUUAUGACUUGA